ACGAGGACCAAGGGGCGAGAUCGUGAGAGAGUAGAGGAUGUGGGGCGCGCCAUGCAACGUCGACCCGGGCCGCCACGGCGUCCGCCUGCGGUGGCGCGGGCUCGGGCGCCGGCGCCGGAGGCUCUCGGUCGCCCGGCUCGGCGGUGGCAAGGGCGGCAGGGGCGGCCGCGGGCUCCUGCGGCGGUGGCUGGCGGUGCGGUGGCUCCGGCGCGCGGUGCGCAGGCUGGCCGCGAUCUACAUGGCGGCGUUGGCGGGCCCGCCCGCGCCGCCCGGCGCGUCGGCGUCGACGUGCCCACCGUGGAUCGGCUUGGAGCCGUGCUUCGCCACACCAUUCAUGGCCAGCUCCAGGCCGUGCUGGUGAGGCCCCGGCCAACGCCGCCGUCGUCGAAGGCUUUCCAGGCUGCGCCGGCGGCGGCGGCGGCGUCGCUCGGUCCCACCGCAGCGAAAGUACAAGGGUUCUCCUGUACAGGCAUCAAGACGUGCGGCCUUGGUGCAACAACCAGUCAAUAAUAGACUCAACGAGCUCUGGUGACAGCCAUGGCUUUUUCGACAUCAUCUGCAUGCAUACAAGACUCCUUUCUUAGUUCUUAAUUAAAUAAUCCUCUUCUUCUUCUCUCCUUUUAAAAGAAAAGGGAUGAAAAUAUAGUAAGAAAAGGGCUGCUUCUCUCCUUUUGUGUUAGAAGGAAAGAAAAAUGUUAAGAACAACUAAUUUCUGUUCUGGCCAUCGGCGAUCUGUGGAUUGAUUAGCUCCUUCUCUGUUUCUUGUAUCCAAGUAUUGCGUGCCCGUAUACCAUGGAUCUCAAAUUCAGGCGUUCAUCGGUAUGGGGU
This is a messenger RNA of Phragmites australis (common reed), 828 nucleotides long. RefSeq lists its product as uncharacterized. The transcript has a single exon. Lineage: Eukaryota; Viridiplantae; Streptophyta; Magnoliopsida; Poales; Poaceae. The record is from RefSeq and is a predicted model, not a curated record. Bases 38 to 361 code for a protein of 107 amino acids.